Molecule: messenger RNA, 1218 nt
Organism: Cynocephalus volans (Philippine flying lemur)
Lineage: Eukaryota; Metazoa; Chordata; Mammalia; Dermoptera; Cynocephalidae
Product: bone morphogenetic protein 8B
Exons: 7
Coding region: 1-1218 (405 amino acids)
Cellular component (GO): extracellular region
Molecular function (GO): growth factor activity; cytokine activity
Source: RefSeq, a predicted model, not a curated record
AUGGCCGCGCGCCCCGGGCCACUCUGGCUCCUGGGCCUGGCGCUGUGCGCGCUGGGCGGCGGCUGCGGCUGCGGCCCCGGCCCGCGUCCCCCGCCGGGCUGUCCCCAGCGUCGCCUGGGUGCGCGCGAGCGCCGCGACGUGCAGCGUGAGAUCCUGACGGUGCUCGGGCUGCCCGGGCGGCCCCGGCCCCGCGCGCCUCCCGCCGCCGCCCGGCUGCCCGCGUCCGCGCCGCUCUUCAUGCUGGACCUGUACCACGCCAUGGCCGGCGACGACGACGGGGACGGCGGGUCCCCGGAGCGGCGCCUGGGCCGCAGCGACCUGGUCAUGAGCUUCGUCAACAUGGUGGAACGCGACCGGACCCUGGGCCACCAGGAGCCCUACUGGAAGGAGUUCCGCUUCGACCUGACCCAGAUCCCGACGGGGGAGGCGGUCACAGCUGCCGAGUUCCGGAUCUAUAAGGUGCCCAGCACCUGCCCACUCAACAGGACCCUCCACGUCAGCAUGUUCGAGGUGGUCCAGGAGCACUCCAACAGGGAGUCUGACUUGUUCUUUUUGGAUCUUCAGACGCUCCGAGCUGGGGACGAGGGCUGGCUGGUGCUGGACGUCACCGCAGCCAGUGACCGCUGGUUGUUGAGCCGUAACAAGGACCUGACACUCCGCCUCUAUGUGGAAACCGAGGAUGGGCACAGCUUGGAUCCGGGCCUGGCUGGUCUGCUGGGGCGACGGGCACUGCACUCCAGACAGCCUUUCAUGGUCACUUUCUUCAGGGCCAGCCCGAGUCCCGUCCGCGCCCCUCGGGCAGUGAGGCCACUGAAGAGGAGGCAGCCGAAAAAAUCCAACGAGCUGCCGCACCCCAACAAACUCCCAGGAAUCUUUGAUGACAUCCACGGCUCCAACGGCCGGCAGAUAUGCCGUCGGCACGAGCUCUACGUCAGCUUCCAGGACCUUGGCUGGCUGGACUGGGUCAUCGCCCCCCAAGGCUACUCGGCCUAUUACUGUGAGGGGGAGUGCUCCUUCCCGCUGAACUCCUGCAUGAACGCCACCAACCAUGCCAUCCUGCAGUCCCUGGUGCACCUGAUGAAGCCAGAUGCAGUCCCCAAGGCGUGCUGUGCACCCACCAAGCUGAGUGCCACCUCCGUGCUGUACUAUGACAGCAGCAACAACGUCAUCCUGCGCAAGCACCGCAACAUGGUGGUCAAGGCCUGUGGCUGCCACUGA